Messenger RNA from Metarhizium brunneum ARSEF 3297, 1251 nucleotides. RefSeq lists its product as uncharacterized. Lineage: Eukaryota; Fungi; Ascomycota; Sordariomycetes; Hypocreales; Clavicipitaceae. The record is from RefSeq and is a predicted model, not a curated record. Gene Ontology annotation, molecular function: protein binding.
AUGGCCAGAGUUAGGCUCGACGCCUGGGACAAGAUGCCCCAGCUGCAGAAACUGGCCGGCGAAUACAUGGGCUUUGAAGACGUGGUGCAGAAAACAAUGACGAUUGCAGAGAAACUGAAAAAGGUUCGCGCAAACACACAAACACUACCGCGAACACGGCCAAGGGGGCGUGAUUACGUCUCCAAGCUCAGGAUUCUAACCCCGGGUCAUGGGCCGCCGCAAAAGGCCGAAGCCCUUAUUGAUAGCAGUGUCAAAUACAACUUCGUGUCCAAGACGUUGGUUGACAGGUUGAAAAUGCCUACCCAAAGGACAUUGCCCACGGCGCCCGAGAUGACAUUCUUCCAGGGCGACAAGGCACGACCCAGAGACGAGACAUGGAUCUAUUUCUCUCGAGACGGUCGCUCUGAUUAUUUCCGAGACCGUUUCUACGUGUUGAAUCAAGCCCCGGUCCCGUACGAACUCAUCAUCGGGUCGAAUUUUCACCAAGACCAUGGGCGGGUUCUGCUGGAGCCGCCGCCGCUGGCGCUGGCCGCAGCAAGGGCCGACGAGGCCGUCAUCAGGCGUCUCCUCAAGCAGGUUGUAGACGUAGAGGCCAGGGACGCCCAAGGCAGCACGCCACUUCACCAUGCCAUCGAUAGCGAUAGCCCGCACAUCGUACAGCUGCUGCUUGAAAACGGUGCCGAUGCCGCGGCCACGGACAAUUACGACAUCAUGCCGCUACACAAAGCAGCCGCGAGAGGAAACGAAGCCAUCGUCAAGCUCCUUCUCGAAAAGGACGUUGAUCUCGAGGCCAAGAAUCCGUAUGAGCGUACGGCGCUGCUGGACGCCUCGUAUAAAGGACACGAGGCUGUGGUCAAGCUACUUCUCGACAAGGGUGCUGACACCGAGGCCAGGGAUUUCGCGAGCGCCACCUCGCUGCAUUUUGCCGUUCAAGAAAGACGCGAGGCUGUCGUCAGGCUGCUUCUCGAAAAAGGUGCUGACACCGAGGCCAAGGAUUUUUUUCUCAAUACGCCGUUGAUUUAUGCCUCUUAUCGAGCAAAUGUAGCUAUAAUUAAGCUACUUCUAGAAAAGGGUGCUGAUUUCACAGUCAAGGAUCGGCAUGGCCAGGUGCCGUUGCGGACUGCCGUUGACUAUCGACGCGAGUCUGUCGCCAAGCUGCUGGUCCAGCAUGGAGCUUAUGUGGAUGAAUCGAAUUUAUCCGAGGCUGCCAAGGCAUUCCUCGACUCCAUCUUGGGGCCAGCUGUAGAUUGA